Messenger RNA from Brassica rapa (field mustard), 6993 nucleotides. RefSeq names its product heat stress transcription factor A-4a. Gene Ontology annotation, biological process: cellular response to heat; regulation of transcription by RNA polymerase II. Gene Ontology annotation, cellular component: nucleus. Lineage: Eukaryota; Viridiplantae; Streptophyta; Magnoliopsida; Brassicales; Brassicaceae. Gene Ontology annotation, molecular function: RNA polymerase II cis-regulatory region sequence-specific DNA binding; DNA-binding transcription factor activity. The record is from RefSeq and is a predicted model, not a curated record.
GUGUAAAUGUUAAAGAAGCCCAUUAUUGGGAUUAAAAAAAAGAAAGAAAAGAAGGGGUAAUAAAUCGUGAGAGAAGAAGAAGAGAAUUGGGGAGAUUGAUUUUAGGGUUUGUGGUGUUGGUUUCUGAGAGAUCCAAAGUGGUGUAGCGAUGCACGUGCCGGUGACUGUGACGGAUUACUCAUUAUCUUCAUUCUACAAGGGUGUAUACGCUGUGGUUGAUGAUUCUUCACUGGAUGCAGUAGUCUCGUGGAGCAAAAACAAGAAAAGUUUCAUCAUUUGGGAUCCGAUAGAGUUUCAGAGAAGGGUUCUGCCGACGGGCAGAGAAAGAAGAAUACGAUCCUUAAAUUUCUCGAUGUUUAUGGCCGACCUUAAGUACUAUGGAUUUAUAAGGGUUAAGGGAUCUAAGCAUCGUUAUCACAUUGGACAUCCGAAAUAUUUUGUGAGAUGUAAACCUGAGCUUAUGAAAAAGAUGCAGGAAGAGGCUCAUGAGAAGAGAAUGCACAAAUUUGAACAAGACAGGGCUAUGAGAAAGAAAGCCAAAGCUAGAGCGAUGAAGUUAGCGGAUGCCUUGGGUGAUUUAGGUCUUUGAUUUAAUGUUGGUUCGAUUGCGUUUUGAUGAAUCCUUAUGUCCCUAAGACCAAAUCUCUCUUGUCUGUUUCAAGAAAUGCUUCUCUUGUUUCUUGUAUUGACCAAACACAUGACUCUUGUUUCUCCUGAGCCGGCUGCAACUGUCCUCUUUGAUUGUAGCUAUGUACUUUUGUUUGUUGGCAUCUUUAAUGUUGGUUCGAUUGCGUUUUGAUGAAUCCUUAUAUCCUAAGACCAAUUCACUCUUUUGUCUGUUUCAAGAAUGUUUCUCUUGUUGACCAAACACAUUACCCUGUUUCUCCCGGCUGCAACUGCCCUCUAGUUGUAACAGGUCACAUUGUUACUACAAGUGAUUCCUAUCGUAAACACAUUUAGCACCUAAAGAUAAUUUCUUUGUAUCUCUUGAAUUUACAAAGAGAAGCCAUUGUAUAUACAAUACCAUCCAUAUAUGUGUUUCCUUUUCUUUCUAACAUUCAAUUGAAACAACUCCAGUUAUAUGGUAUGUGAAGAUUGUAUCGUAUGCCGAGUCAUAUUUGCAACUCCAUUGUUCUUGAUUAAUUACCAGACAUGCCGUAGGACGCAAGAUGCAAAACACAGUCUGCAUCAUAUAUAUUGCCUCGUCUACAUCUUGUUUACCAGUUACAUCACCUGUCAAGAUUCCACGAUCACUCCGAUUAAAUCUGACGACUAUUAUACUGUGAUCUAUACUAUACGAUGUGCACUCUCGACUUUUCACCUUUGUAGCACAAAAUUUCUGUACUUUAUCGGGCUUUAUAAUUGAGGAUAUGCCCCUCUAUUCUUAAAAAAUUUACUAUAUCCUUAGCACAACUUCUUUUUUUCUUUUCCAAAGUACUUAAUGAUAAAGGUAGGUUUGAGAAUUUUAUCCAAUAUCCAAAUCCGAACAUAGAGGAAAAACUCAAACUGAAAUUCGCACCGGGUAUUGAGUUACUAGAGAUUGGAUAUUCAAAUAUAUUAAACCUUAUAUUCUUACUUUACUUUUCUCAUUUUAUCCAAAUAUUUAUAUCAAUGUUGCAUGUAUUUCAAAUAAGACAAUAUACAGUUGAAGACAAAAUAAUUUGAUAUUCAUCUAAAAUGUAUAUCAAACUUUUUCUUUCAUGCAUCAAUAAAAAAUAUAUCCAAAUUCUCAAAACAACCACAAAAUUUGUAUCUUUCCAUUUUAAAAGUUUUGUUUCCAAACUUUUUAAUCGGCUAACCUAUUAAAAGUUUAAAAAUUAGUUAAAUUAACUGUAAAUUUUUAGGUAUUGAAAACUUUAGCAAUUACGAAUUUAAUUUUUUUCAAAAUCUAAAUAUCUUAACUCGACCGAAAUAACCAAACACGAACUAAAAGUAUUUGAAUUUGAACGGAUAUAUAAAAAUAUCCGAACAUGUUCUAGUAGGCAUGGCGAAUUUACCCUAAACCGAAGUACUUAUCUAAACCGAACCGAGAAAACAAAAAUCUGAUCCCAACCAUUAUACAAAAAUAUUCUUAUGAGCUUGGCACUUUGGAGUUUGGGUAUAACCUGAAUAACCCAAAAUCUUAACUAGAAUCCAAAAAUAUCUAAAUUAGUUAAAUAUAUUAAUGUUUUUAUAUAUGUUAAGGUGGUUUAGAUAUUUUAUAGUAUUCUAAAUAUUUUUGUAGUUUUUUAUUUGUUAUUUUGAAUACCUUUUAAUUAGUUUAAAUAUUUUAACAAAUUUUUGAUUAGAGUUGUGAAUAAUUUAUAUAUUUUAAGUAUUCUUUUGUCAAUUUUCAGGUUUUAAAAAGAUACUUUUAAAACCCUAAAGGAACCAAACCCAACUUUGUGUUGUACUAGGGGUGUCAGUUCGGCUGGCACGACCAAAUUUUCUAAGCCCAAAAAUAUUUUGUGUCUAGAUUUCAAAGCCUGGUCCAACCCUUAUAGGACUUUUGGAAUUUUCGAAAAAUAAUUUGUCAUUGUCGCUUCCAUCGUUUUAGUACAUGCGAAUUUUCAUAAAAAAAUCAGUUUCAACUUUUUGUUUUUAAAUAUAAAGUGAGUUUAAACUUUUUCCUUUAUCAAAAGUGUUUUACUUUUUUGUAUGUUUUAAAAGCAUAUUAUAAACAAACCAAAUUUAAUAUAAUUAAAUAAUCAAUUAUAAAUUAAACUAAUUAAAUAAAUAAAAAAAAAAUUAUGAUAAAUAAGGUCAAACAUUUCAUAUUUCUUAUUUUGUAAAAAAACAUAUUGUACAUAAAAGAAAAAAGUACAUUUGCAAAAUUUAAAAUGUGACACUUGUAAUGAUCAAAAGGUGCGUUGACAAAUUUCAUAUUUGAUUUAUUAGAUUUCGAUCAAAAAUAUUAAAUAAUAUGUCAAUACUAAUAAUAGUUUUGAUUGCAAGAAUGAUAAUAUUUAAACUAUAAAGUAAAGUUUUGGGUUAUCGGGCCGGUCUUAGCCUAAAUGGACGUAGACCCAAAAUAUCCGAAGCCUAUAUAGACUUAACCCAAAAAAACCCAAUUUUUUGGGUUUAUAAAGCUAAAGCCAAACCUAAAUCCGGUAAUUUUUUAGGGCUGGAUGGACCGUAAUUGACAUGUCUAUUUUGUAUAAAGUUGGUCUCAAAUGCAUUUAAACUUUUCAUCAGUAUAUCUCACAAGUCACAUCUUUGAGGAAUAUUUUGAACUCAAGUUGCCCUCAUUUCACAACGAUGAAUAUUUUGAACUUUUUACCCGUAUUAAGAUUUAAAUACUGUAUAACAAUAGUAGGCAUGGAACUAGGAUGUGUUUUUGACUAAGUAAUUUCUAUAUAGUUAAUAUUUUAUCAUAACAAAAUGACUUUCUUUCUAUACGAGACAAAUAGAUGAUGAAGAAAUUACUUAGUCAAAAACACAUCCUAAUUCCAUGCCUACUAUUGUGCAAUAUAUUUGGACAACAUUUAGUUACGUCUUCCCAUAAGUAAAUCAUCACUUUUUUUGUUCGGAAUAUUAUUGGUUCCUACACAAGAAAUAAAGAAAGCUAACGUUUGGUUCAAGAAGUAUGUCGAAGACACCAGAUAAACAAGAACUGCCACUAGAAACGAGUCCGUACACAAAGUAUGAGGAUAUUGAAGAUUACAAGAAGAACGCUUAUGGAACAUCUGGUCACCAACAGGUUAAGCAUGGCCAAGGUGGUGGCACAACGGACGCACCGACUCUCUCGGGCAGUGCUCCUCCAUCCGCUAUUGAUUCAGCUAACCAACAAGCUAAGAAGUGAAUCACACUCAGUUAUUACAAAACAAAACAAAACAAACAUGUUUCUAUUGCUUCUGUUUUAUUUACUAUCCAAUGGGAUUUUAUUUGAUGCCUUGUGAAAAUUAAAUUGUUCUUUUGUUUCUCUCUCAUAAUCCAUUGUUUUUUGUCUAAGUUUUAAUCCAUUGUUAUGAUAUCUCAUCAAAUAGAUGUCUACAAAAAUUUGGCCAUCCUGAGACAAAUUAAACGCAAAGUAUAAACGUAAGUUUUCCGGAUCUCUUGAUAAAAAUAAUUUGGCAAAUUAUCACUUUCAAAUUUUUUUUGUCACUUUAUCAUUUAAAAGAAAUUGUAUGUGCAACAAAAAAAGUAUUAGUUUGUCAUAAUAUUUUUUAAAGGUUUAUUUAUCCUAAACCCCUUAAAAUGUACACAUUUUGAGUUACUUAUUGCAUAACGUAUCUUCCUAACUUCCUAAGCUUGAUGAAUUUUGGAAAAAAAAUAGAUGUUAUAAGCAACAUUUUUAUUUUUUAAAAAGCAACAUUUUAAUUAAGUUCUUGAAUAUAACAAUCAACAAAUUCCUACGGAUACAUAUCAUUCCCAAAUAGAGUUGAGUUCUAAAGAAAUGACAUAUUAAAAUCUCAAGAAUCAAAUACAUAUAGAACAUUCAACUACAUAUGUCAUCUGACCACUGGCUGUUAGCUUUAGGCAUCAAAAUUUCUACUUAAUCAUUAGCAGUUAAUACUUUUAAUUGCAAUUAAAGUCAGUAAAAUAAUAAUUGCAAAAUUAAUAUGCUCAUUCCAUUAGUGAGAUGUCUAGUUACCAACAACAUUAGCUAACUAAUACUACCAUGUCGUCUCCAUAGUUAGAUAAAUACUAAUUUGGGUUUUUACGGGUUUUGGAUAAGUUCCGUCCUUAACCGGAAACAAAUUUCCCGAUAGCUUUUUUUUUUGAUCAACACGAAACAUUAGUUACAGGCGUUACAGCCAAUGAAUAGCAAGAUCUCGACCGUUGAUUUGCUAUCCAAGUGAUCUAACUGCUGGGACUCGGUGGCGGUACCGUACCACCCGGUCAAAGUAAUGCUUCGUCAACGACACCGUGUCAGUAAGAUACUUCCGGAGUGCAGACGGGGGAUCGAAGAGAUUACCUGAAUAACCGGGGCCAGACAAAGUUUCUUCGUCUCUCUCUGCGAUUUCUCUCUCAAAUAACCAAGUUGUAGGCGAAAAUAAUAGAAAGUUAAAAAAAGUAAUAGUCCAACUACAACUAUUUAUAAGUGAAAUUUUUUAAUACUUAUGUUUUAAUAUUAUACAUUUUUAACAAAAAUGAUGGAAAUAAAAUUCAAAUCUACUAGAUCAUAUCCCUUUCUAUGCAUUCAAGAACAGUGGUACGGCUCUCUUCUUAUUCCUUGUCAAGUUCACUUUGGAAGAUGGAAUUUCACUUUAAUAAGUUCUGGAAUGUCAUGGUACAAGUAAAUAUUGAUCAAAUUUGUCGGUAUGUAUAUUGUUAUGUACAUUUGGUUUUAGUGCACUUCGUUUAUGUGUGUAUGCGCAAUUGUGAUAGUUUAUGAAUUUCUUCAUUACCAACUUCAUGUCCAUAUGCGAAGUAAGUUAUGUUACUUGUGGCAUCUAAAUCUUUCUCUCUCUUGGCAAGUAGGUUUGGAUCACAAAGCUGCCUCCAAAAUCAUGAUGAAUCUGAUUACCAUAAUAUCUUCUGUUUUUGAUGACUCAACGAUUGACAUAAGAGAAAGUUUCAAGCCCCCAAAGGUUAUCUUUCUCCAUGAGGCCAGAGGCCUGAAUCCUAAAUCGACCCAUUUACUCUCUCAAGAUGCCUAUUAGGCUAUUAUGCAGUGCUAAAACAUGAAAUCAUAAAGAAAUCAAACCCGAAUCACAUGGAUACAAUGUAUGAAGAGAAUCGAAGAAGGGAAAGCGAGAGAGAGAAGAUAAGUUUGUUAUGAAUAUGAAAUCUCACAUUAAGCUUACUAUACACAAUGUUUCUAGCUUAUAUACAGAAUGUUGUUAGCUAACUUACACCGUAACUGCACAACUAACUGCUAACCUACACUACUUGCUAACAUACACUAUAUCUGAUACAAUGUGUUUGAUAACUUGGAAGGAAGAUGAAUUAUUCAUAUACUCCUGAAGCCUGAAGCAUGUAUAUGCUAUUUUCUUCGUUUGUUAAUACAACCAUCCUCCAAGUUUGGUCCAUGUCCUCGUUGACUCAAUGAAGACGACAUAGUCAUGGACAAGUUGGCACUUAAAUCGAUAUUCCCCGAUUGAAAUUGUCCGUAUCGAUCAAGAAGUACGUCAGGAGCAAUUGGCCGAGGUGGCGUUACGUUAAUGGGAUAAUGGGAAGUAGUAGUUGAUGGAUAGUGAUGAGUAGAAUUGACGCGAAUGUGCUCGGGGAAGUUAAGCUUGGCCUUGUGACCUCUAAACUCAAAUGCAGCUUUAUCAUAUGCUAAGGCUGCUUCUUCUGCGGUCUCGAACGUGCCAAGCCACACACGAGCUGUCACGGAUCUCGGCCGCCCAUUUCCCCCAUGGUCUUUUCCUCACGCCUCUGUAGUUUCGUUGUCUCGGAUUUUUUUUUUGUCCGAGGACAUGAUGAAAUUUGUAAGUUCACUUUUGUGACAACGGUAACAUAUAUAAAGGUGGUAGCACUACAAGAAAACAAAGAGAUUCUGAUGGCCAAAAUCGUCGGAAGUUCGUCGGAAAAGGCCUAUUCCGACGCAUUUCUGACGAAGGCGUUCGUCGGUAUCAUUUCGUCGGAAAAAAAGAAUUCGUCGGAAUUUCGUCAGAAUUUCCGACGACUUUCUGACGAAUACCGAGAAAUAACAUUCUGACGAACUUCCGACAAUAUUCCGAUGCGGACACACGAGACUAGAGUUCAUCGGAAAAACUAUAUACCGACGGAGACGGAUCCUCCGAAGAUUCCGACGAACUAAGUUCUCGGUAAAUACCGACGGAGUCUGAUUCGUCGGUAAAUACCGACGGAAUAUGACUCGUCGGUAAAUACCGACGGAUUACGAUUCGUCGGUAAAUUCCGACGACUCACCAUUCGUCGGUAUGUUCCGACGAAUCAUAGUCCGUCGGUAUUUACCGACGAGUCAUACUCCGUCGGUAUUUACCGAGAACUUAGUUCGUCGGAAAAUGUCAAUUUUAAUAAUACGAAUUAAUUUUGCAUUUUUAUAUAUAUUUUUUAUAUGAAAAAUUAAUUAAUAAAUAAAUAAAAUCUGAAAUUUAAAACUAA